Molecule: messenger RNA, 981 nt
Organism: Coniosporium apollinis CBS 100218
Lineage: Eukaryota; Fungi; Ascomycota; Dothideomycetes
Exons: 5
Coding region: 1-981 (326 amino acids)
Cellular component (GO): nucleus
Molecular function (GO): RNA binding
Source: RefSeq, a predicted model, not a curated record
AUGGCAACCGCAGGAGGGCCCGCGAGCAUCAUCACGCAGGUGUCGCAGGGCGCCGGACCACCGAUCAACACACUGGGAGCCGGGUCCGAUGAGAACAUCACACUUGAGCUACGAGGGGUCCGCUUUCCACUUUCCAGGGACGAGCUCCUCACCCUGCCCGAAUUCGUCCUCCUCUCCCUGUUUCCAAAUGGCCUACUGCCAGACGGUCACAUGAACUACCACGACGGAGACGUCUAUCCGGUUGAUUAUGACCCAGCUUCGCUGCAAUACAUGCUUGACUUUUUCCGAAAAGUCGCGCAAAGCAUCCCGACAUCACCACCUUCGCCAUCGACCGAUGACCAUACAGAGGCCGUACCGAUUGAGCCGAUGCAUGGUUCCGCAAGGGACAUGCUACAGGAUCGCGCCGGCAUCAUCGUCCUGCGGGAAGACCUCGAUUUCUACGCCAUCCCACCGAGACGAGAUAUUGAGCAGCCAGAGAUGAUCGAGAUUAAGAGGGCUGCGGGGAAGGCGUUGCUGAAGCAGGAUGGCAUCUUUUCCGGGCUGAGGAAGAGCGAGGAGCCGGGUACGACGGAGCAGCACCUGAUCGAGAUGUUGACGGCAGGCGGCUUCAACCACGACGACCGCUGGGGCCACCGCGCAGGCGAACCGAACAAAGCCGUCAUCUGCAGUAUCGCGCUGGCACGACUACGAACAGAUGUAAAGGGCAAUGACCUGUCGAGCAACAACGCUGUCGGCAUGGCACAGAAGCUUCUGCUUUUCUGGCGAAAACCGGCCCGCCGGUGCUGGUGGGAAGGCGUCGAUCUCGAGGGCGUAGAAGGUGUAGAAGGCAAGCUCAAGGUUUGGAUCCGGAGAGUUUGGACACUUGAGAUGGUGAGUCACCAGCAGAACCAUGCCAGUGUUCGGAACAAUGUCCCGGAUACGCUGCCGCUUCUGAAACAAAGGCGACAAGUUACAUCUCCUAUCCCGAUUUCAACCCCCUAA